CCAGAACUGUUCAGCAUAUCUCCUACUGCCACAGCCAUGGCCGGCGACUAUCUUAACCUGGAACCAACGAGAAUUUUUGGUGGCGAGUACAUCAGCGAGUCCUCCCCCUCCCCUUCAGAACCUGCUGACCCAGUAGACGGAGUAGACGAACUUGACUCCCAAGGAGGUAACCGAGACGGCCGCUGGGUCCGACUGACUCCUCCCAUCAAGGAAGAGCCUGGAAAGCUAAAAGACGAUCAACCCACUGAAGAACCUGCUCCAGCAGAAAACAGUGGUCACACCCCUCUGGACAUGGUUCACCACCUGAUCCAUCGCCCUGUCAUCAAAUACAAGACGAAGACUCUCUGGGUGACCAAGGUAGAGAAGGUGCUGGACACCCGGGUCACUGCUACGAUGGAGGCGAAGAAUUGUGUCCCUGUGAACUCACACUUUCCAUUCUGCGAACAUCAUGAAGUUGAACACCAUCACGGGUACCACCAUCAUGGGUACCAUCAUCAUGGGCUCCACGGAGGAUUCCACAUCGGUGGAGUGUUGUCCACGAACAAAGUGGACGGUGGAGUUGAUGGGGACGCAGAAGAGUCUGAAUCUCAAGCAGUCGUCGUAGAAGCGCCCGCGGAGGUGGAAUCCGAGAAGCUAGAAGACAUUGAAAGUCAAGUGGUGGAAACUACGGAGAGGGAGGUUGAAGUGGAGGAUGACAGAGUUGAAGAGUCCAAUGCAGAACAAGUUGCGGAGUAGAGU
Molecule: messenger RNA, 738 nt
Organism: Macrosteles quadrilineatus (aster leafhopper)
Lineage: Eukaryota; Metazoa; Arthropoda; Insecta; Hemiptera; Cicadellidae
Exons: 2
Coding region: 37-735 (232 amino acids)
Source: RefSeq, a predicted model, not a curated record